This is a messenger RNA of Pelagomonas calceolata, 6641 nucleotides long. The record is from the annotation of a GenBank genome assembly. Lineage: Eukaryota; Pelagophyceae; Pelagomonadales; Pelagomonadaceae.
GCUCUGUGAUCCGCGCAACCGAUCGGCCGGCCAAGCCGCGAAGCGCCCUGGGGUCUCCUUCCAGAACCCUACGCAACCGCAGGAGCGGGACUCGCGGCCGGGGGCUGCCCCACCAUGCCAGCACACCUUACGAUAAAGGCCUGCGGCCAGUGAACGACGAUACAUCACGAAGGGCGACCCGCGACCGGAGUAGGAUGGAGGAGAGAGUGAGAGCGGCGGUCCGCCUGCUGCCGCUGCCCCCGGAGGCCUUCCGGAGUCUUAGAGUGGAAGAAAACGACGUCAUAAUAAAGGCGCGCCACGGCCAGGACGCGUCGCUGACGCAUGCUAUGGACCAGGUCUUCCCCGAAGACUGCUCGCAGGGCGACGUCUACGACUGGGUCGCGCCGGCCGUCGAGGACGUGGCACGCAAGGGCGUCAACACCCUGUGUGGAAAUCGACCAGUGAGCAUGGCGUGGGGCGCCCGAAAUUCGAUUUCCACACAGGUCAACGCGACGGUCAUGGCCUACGGCCAGACCGGCACGGGCAAGACCUUCACGAUGCUCGGCGCGCCGGCAGCGCCCGAGGCCGGCCAGUUACCGGGAGAUGCGGGCGUCAUCCCGCGCGCGGCGGCGUCGCUCUUCGAGGCCCUGGCGACGGGCUCUGCCGACGGCACGAUCGUGCGCGCGACGGCCCACUGUUCCUACCUCCAGAUCUACGGGGACCGCGUCCAGGAUUUGUUGGUGCCGGACCCCUCGAAGGCGCCGGCGCUCCAGGUGCGCGAGGCGCCCUCGAACCUAGGAUCCAAGGGCGCAGUCUUCGUGCGCGGGCUCUCGGAGUACCAGGUCGCAUCAGCGGCGGAUGUACUCACCAGUGCAUAAAUCAAAUUGUCGAGGCGCGUCUCAGCCACUACUGAUACAUGACCUCCAUGCCCGCCGGACGCGAUUCUCAACGGUGGGGAAGUAGCCAGAUCCUUUCGUACUUUGUACGUACGGCUGGUAAUUGCUACGAGACGCUCCCUGUGUCAGUGGAUGAGCGCCUCGGGUCGUCGCCGUGGUUCGCCGAAUCAUGACCUCCACGCCAUCGACGCGACGCCUGCUCGACGGCGUGGCCGUGCGGUCUCUCACCGCUCGAUUCAGCCAGAGCGGCCGCGGUAUCGCCGUGAACUCCGACUCACUGGUUGAUUUGCGCACAGGUGCUCGCGCUCGUCGCGCGUGGCACGAAAGGCCGCGCCACGCGCGCCACGCGGUCAAACGAGCACUCGUCGCGAAGCCACGCCGUGCUGCAGCUCGCGCUCGAGGUCGAGUCCGUGGAGAAGGGCAACGACGAGAAUAACGACCCGGCGCGAUGGAGCCAGUUUGCUGCCUCCGACGUGCCGCCGUCCACGGCCCAGACGCCGGGCACGGCCGGUACGCGCACGGUGGUUCGUCGCGCGAAGCUCUCGCUCGUGGACCUGGCUGGUUCUGAGAAGUGGUCCGACGCUGUGCGGAAAUCAACCAGUGAGCUAGGUUAUCGGAGACUUUCGUCAACAUCCACGCCAUCGAGCCGCUAGUUACGGAGGCAACGUCGCGUCGAUGGCGUUUAAUCUCCACUCCAUUGAGCAGACGCAGUCACGGGAACGACAUCGAGUCGAUGGCGUGGGGCGCUCGAAAUUUGAUUUUCACAUAGGUCCGACGAGGUCGCCGCAUCUCAGCAAUUCGCUCGCGAGCUCCGGGCGAUCAACACGUCGCUGAGCGCUUUAGGAAAUUGUAUCGCAGCGCUCGCGGAUCUGGCGACGGAGGCUCAUCGGGGCGGAGGCCACGUUCCUUAUAGAGAUUCGGUGCUGACACGGUUGCUGCAGGACGCGCUCGGGGGCGGAACGCGCGCCGUAGUCAUCGCGACGGCGUCGGCGGCCCAGGACGCCUACGACGAGACGGCGUCCACAUUAGCAUUUGCUCAGCGCGCCACGCGCGUCACGGCGCGGCUCCGCCUCGACCUGUGUGGAAAUCAAGCAGUGGGUUAGGUUGUUGAGAUCUUCGUGAACCUCUACGCCAUCGAGCUGCCCAGUUACGGUGUGACAAUGUCGCGUCGAUGGCGUGGAGAGCAGACGCAGUCAUUGGAACGACGUCGCGUCGAUGGCGUGGGGCGCCUGAAAUUUGAUUUCCACACAGGCGUCGACGAGGUCAUCGACGAUAGCCGUCGCCUCGUCAAAGCGAAGCGAGAGAUUGCGCGCCUGCGCAAGCGACUCCAAGCCGCGGAGCAACGAGCACGGACGCCGUCACCGAGUCCGGUGAGACGGCCGGGGCGGCCUACGAAGCCGGACCCCUUCGAGGCGGCAGCGGCCGCGGCAGUCGAGCGCGCCGAGCGCGCAGAGGCACGUGCACGGCAGUGCAAUAAUCAAAUUUCGCGGCACUUUUCACGGCUCAAUUAUGACCUCCAUACCAUCGCCACGACGCCUGCUCGACGGCGUGGCGAUGCCGGUUCCUCGCUGCUCGACCGAGCCAGCACGGCCGCGUCAUCGCCGAGAAAUGACUGGUGAAGAAUUAUCGGGUGCACCCGACGCACUGAUUUCCGCACAGGUGCGCGGACGCUCGAGGGGCGAGCCACGGCCGCAGAGGAGCGGGCUGAGAUGGCCGAGCUCGCGGCGCAGCGACUGUUCCACUCUCCCCCCAAAGGCAAGGCCUGGCUCCGCGGGCGGCCCGCGCCCACAGGUCCAUCGCCCCCCAAGCGACCGCCGCCCGCCGUGCCGCCGCCCCAGCGCGCCCCGAAAAAUGCGCCGGCGCGCCCCCAGCGGCCCGCCCCGCGCCCGAGCUUCGCCGUGUCCACGCCGGGCGUCGCCGACGGCGGCAACGCGCCGCGGUCGCUGCCGAAGAAGCGCAGCCCCGACGACCGUCACACCGGGGCCUCUGCAGCGCGGCUGGCCUCCAUACUGCUCGAGCGGGAGGCGCGGGGCACGCCCCUCCGGUUCUACUUCAGCAACGUCGGCGACGCACCGCUCACGGCGGAGGAGCUCUGGGCGGCGCUCAAGCGGGGCAGCGGCACGCAGGGCCUCACGCGGGCCGACGUCUGGCGCGUCUGCGAGACCAUGGACGGCGACGGCGACGGCCGCGUCUCACGGCGCGAGCUCGAGCGGUUCUGCGACCGCUACCGCGGCUCGCCGCCGCCGCGGCCCGCGCGGGCGCCGCCCCCGCCGCCGUCGGCCGGGCCCGAGGCGGCGCGGCUGCAGGCGCUCCUCGACGCCUGCGAGGCCGCCGGCGUGCGGCUGCGGCGCGCGCUGGACGCGGCGUCCGGCCGGCGGCCCGUGACGGCCGCCGAGCUGCACCGCGGCCUGCGGCGCUGCGGCGGGUCCUUUUCGGACGUGACGCGGCGCGACGCGGACGCGCUGCUGGCGGCGCUCGCGCCGACGGGCGCCCUGACGGCCGACGAGGUCGCGGAGCGCGUCGCGCGCGCGCGGACCCGCCUCUCGACGGCGUCGCGCGGGCCGCCGACGCCGUCGUCGGUCGACUCGCGCACGGACUACGAGUACGACGUCGAAAGCGACGACGCCUACGCCACGUCGCGGCGCUCGAGCCGCGGCUCGCUCUCGAGCCGCGGCUCGUCGCUCGACGACCUCGGGCUCGAGUCGAGCCGCCCCCCGUCGUCGGACUUUGGGCCGAGCCGGCCCGAGUCGACGCGCACCGCGCGGAGCGUGUCCUUCGCCGCCGACGCCGACGCGGCGACGCCGCGGCGGACCGGCGAGCGGACGCCCAAGACGCCGGCGUCGCCGACGCGCCAGGUCACGUUCCGCGCGGACGCGCGCACGCCGCCGAGCCAGAAGCGGCGGCGCGGGCCGCUCCGCAAGUCGACGCCCCGCCACCGCGCGCCGACGCCCGAGGCCGGCGACGACGCCGACGACGAGCGGUUCCGGCCGCGGCCGACGCCGACGAAGAAGGCGGAGCCGGGCUUCUGGGACGACGCCGACGAGGUGCCGCCGGGGCUCGCGACGCCGCCGAUCGACGACGACGUCGACGGCAUCCUCGAGCGUUACAUCUCGCCGUCGCGGGAUUCGCCCCGCCUGGCACCGCCGCCGUCGCUUACGCGGAGGCGCGCCGACAAAACGGACACGAUGCGGCCGGCGCCGGUGCGGCCGGCGUCGCCGCCGCCGGAGUCGCCCGUCUCGACGCCGCGGAACUCGCCCCAGGCGUCGCCGCCGCGGCCGCGCGUCACGCCGGCGAAGCGGUUCUCGCCGCCGCGGCUCCGCAACACGACGCCCGACGCCCCGCGGUCCCGCAAGACGUCGGAUCGGUCGCCCGCGGCGGCGGCGCGCCGCGGGCGGCCGCUGCCUGCUGAGCCCGCGCGAGGUGCGGGGAGGCGCGAGGCCGAGCCCGCGCGUGCUGGCCGGAGGCCGCCGCCUACCAAAGAGCGAUCACCCGCGCGCUCCGCAGAGAGACGGGAACCCGCCGAAGAUCGAUCGCCCGCGCGCUCUGCGGGAAGGCGGGAGCCAGCCAAGGUGCGGUCACCCCAGCGCGCUGCGGGGAGGACACCGCGCGCUGCCGGAAGGCGGGAGCCCGAGGAGGUGCGGUCCCCCGCGCGUGCUGCCGGGAGGACGCCGCGGGCUGCCGGGAAACGGGAGCCCGCCGAGGCGCGGUCGCCCGCGCGCUCUGCGGGAAGGAGGGAGCCAGCCGAGGCGCGGUCGCCCGCGCGUGCCGCAGAGAGACGAAAGCCUGCCAAAGAUCGAUCGCCCGCACGCUCUGCGGGAAGACGGGAGCCCGUCGAGGCGCCGUCGCCCCAGCGCGCUGCGAGGAGUACACCACGCGCUCGAGGAGGACGGGAGCCCGCCGAGACGCGGUCGCCCGCGCGCUCUCAAGAGAGACGGGAGCCUGCCAAAGCGCGAUCACCUGCGCGCUCCGUAGAAAGACGAGAGCCGGCCGAGGUGCGGUCGCCCGCGCGCUCUCAAGAGAGGCGGGAGCCCGCCAAAGCGCGAUCCCCGCCCGCGCGCUCUGCAGAAAGACGGGAGCCAGCCAAGGUGCGGUCGCCCGCACGCUCUGCGGAAAGGCGAGAGCCGGCCGCAGCACGGUCGCCUGCGACGCCGCUAGCAAGGCAGGAGCCCGAGGAGCCUUGGUCGCCCGAGGCGGCCGCGUACGAAGCGCGGCUGGCCGAGCUCCAGCGGGAGCGUCAGCGCGCGGAACGCGAGAAGGCGCGGGCCGAGGCCGAGGCCUACUCGACCGCCGCGACGCGGCUGCAGGCGGCGGAACGCGGCCGCGGCGCCAAGCGGCGGGCCCGGGAAGCGGCCGACGCGCGCGCCGAGGAGGCGGCGGCCCGCGACGCCGCGGCCGCGCGCCUGCAGGCCGCCGAGCGCGGCCGGACGGCCAAGCUCGAAACGCGGCGGCGGCGCCGGCGGGUCGAGGAGCUCGGCAGGGGCGCCGCGCGCGUCGCCGCAAAGGCCGAGGCGGCCGUCGCCCGGGCCGCGGAGGCCCAGGCCGAGGAAGCAGCCGCCUCGCCGGCCCGCGCGCUGCUCCGGGAGUCGCGCGCGUCGCGCGGGUCGCGCGGGUCGCCCGCGCGGAAGGACGACGCGCGCGGCGGCGACACAGCGCGGACGCCCGCGCGGAAGGACCGGAGCCCGUCCGCGUCGUCGGGCCGCGCCGCGCGACGCCGCCGCGAGGCGACGCCGGGCGAGGUGUCGUCGGCCGAGUCGCUCGAGGGCUCCGACCCGCGCGUCGCGACGCUCCGGGCCCGGCCGGCGGCGAGCCCGCCCAAGCCCUCCGCCGUCGCGAGCUACCUCGCGCAGCCGGCGCCGACGGCCCCGGCGGCGCCGACGCAGCAAGCGCCGAAGCCCGCGGGCGCCGCGUGCGACCGCCACGGCCUCAAGGACUGCUUCCUCUGCUCCCUGCAGGGCGCGAGCCUGACGUCGCCGCUGCCCGCGCCGCGGCCGGGCUGCGCCGUCCACGGCGUCGCGGACUGCCCCGUCUGCGGCGUCCGCGGCGGCAUCGCGCUGCCCGUCGCGGCCGCGACGACCGCGGCCCCGGCGUCGCCGGAGCCCUGCGCGCGCCACGGCCUCGCGAGCUGCUUCCUGUGCUCCCUGCGCGAGCGGGGCGUCGGCGCCGCGCCGGCGACUCUGGACCGGCCGCCCGAGCUCGCGCUCGGCGGCGCCGCGGGCGCGAACCGCUUCGUGCGCGGGCCGGCGUCGUACUACGCGCCGCUGCUCUCGGCGACGACGCCCGCGCGGCGCACCGAGCCGGCGCGAGAGCCGCCGCGGAGCGAGCCCCGGCCGGCGCCGCCGCGCGAUCCGGUCUUCGCGCCGCGCGACCCCGACCGCGGACCCUGGCACAGCCCCGAGGCGCGGCCCAUGCGAGUCCGCCCGGCCGUGGCCCCGAAGCGCUACGACGACGACGACUACGACGACGAGCCGGUCGUCCAAGAGCCGAGGCGCCCUUCGGAGCCGCGCAGGAACGCUGGCAAACGUAAGCCGCGCCGCGCGGCCGGCCCCUACGGGUCGUCGUCGCGGCCGGCGCCGCGGCGCAAGACAAAGACGGCGGCGCCCGUCGUCCCGGCGCGCGCGCCGCGGAAGUCCCGCAACGCCGCGGCGGGCCCGCCGGGCGCGUCUGACGCGCUCCGGGCGGCGAAGCAGGCGCUCCGCGGGCAGCCGCGGCCGGAGUUUAAUUCAAGAUUGUGAUGGACAUGUUGUUUAUAAUGAGGAGGUUGGGGGU